AUGGCGCACCUCAGCAGCCAACCAUCCUAUAUCCGACACGAUAUAUGCUCUUUCUACUGCGCCAGGUCGAGCCGCGAUAGCGCACCCAAACCUCGAACCGCAACCUUACGAAAACUGUACGAUCCUAGCGAUCCAGAUCAUGUCGAGCCUCGAGUCCUCGAUACUGGCGCGCUUCUCCUAUUCUUUCCAGCGCCGAACACAGUGACUGGAGCGGAUGUGCUUGAGCUGCAUGUCCACGGCGGUCCAGCCAUUGUCCGAUCGAUCUUGAAUGCCAUCUCCAAACACGGACGAUCGUCACGCGUUCGAGACGGCGCCAUCAGACAUGCCGAACCCGGCGAAUUCACGAAGUGGGCAUUUUACAAUGGAAGACUGGACCUCACACAGGCCGAAGCACUGGGCGAAACCCUCGCGGCCGAGACGGAGCAGCAACGCCGGCUGGCUGUCAGCGGCACUGACGGCGGACUUGCAAAGAGAUAUGAGGAAUGGCGUACAAUGCUUCUCUGCGCGCGAGGCGAAUUGGAGGCUCUGAUUGACUUUUCUGAAGAUCAGCACUUUGACGAGUCACCUGCGGAGUUCAUGUCCUCGAUCUCGGAACAAGUGGUCGCGUUGAAGAGACAGGUUGAGUUACACCUCCUUAACGCGUCCAGGGGGGAGCUGCUGCGCAACGGUAUCAGCAUUGCAUUGCUGGGUGCGCCAAAUGCAGGCAAAAGCUCGUUGCUCAACCGCAUUGUGGGCAGAGAGGCUGCGAUUGUCAGUGCCGAAGAGGGCACCACGCGUGACAUUGUCGAUGUCUCCGUGGAUCUCAACGGCUGGUUGUGCCGGGUGGGCGACAUGGCCGGACUCCGCUCAAAGGAGCAGAGCGUCAUUGGCUCGAUCGAGCAGGAAGGCAUUCGCCGGGCCAGAGAACGUGCCCUCCAAUCUGACGUGGUUGUGGUGCUGCUGUCGAUCGAAAUGGACGCCGACAGGAAGCCCACCGUCUCUAUCAACGGGGAAGUCCUCGAGGCGGUGCAAGAAUGCCAUGCCACGGGGAAGACUAUUCUGGCUGUUCUAAACAAGAUUGACCUUGUCGUGGACCAGCCUCGCGCAAACAAAGAGGCGGCCAGAGACCUGCAUACACGAGUCUGUCAGAUACUCCCUAUGGUACCUGCAGGACGUAUAUGCAUGAUAUCCUGCCGACGCGCAUCAGAUGAUCCCACCGCCUCCGACCCGGACCCGGGUAGCAUUCAAGCCUUCCUCACCGUCCUGACCGACGCGUUCAGUGAGUUGACGACAGCAUCAACUGGGGAGAUACGAGACAACAGAAUGACUGCAGCGGAAGCGCAGUCGUACUGGACGGCAUCCCUUUCAGUUACGCACCGCCAAAGCACGUACCUAUCAGAGGGCUUACGUCAUCUGGACGACUUCCUCUCCCUUGCUUGUUACCCACAAUCACAACCGUCGCAGGCGCAGUCUUACCUGCCUACGGAAUCGGACGGCACGAUGGAAUUCGCCCAUUCGUCAGACCCCAAUGGGUACCACGGUGAUCGCCACAAGAAUCUCGACGCGCCAAAUAUAGUAUCUGACCCAGACGCACAUGCACACGCAGAUGAUAUCGUUGAUAUUGUCACUGCCGCCGAACAUCUCCGGUUUGCCGCCGAUUGCUUUGCCAAGAUCACGGGCAAGGGUGAGUCGGGCGACGUGGAGGACAUUUUGGGUGUGGUCUUCGAGAAGUGA
Messenger RNA from Cladophialophora yegresii CBS 114405, 1713 nucleotides. RefSeq lists its product as uncharacterized. The coding region runs from base 1 to 1713 and encodes 570 amino acids. Gene Ontology annotation, biological process: tRNA wobble uridine modification; tRNA methylation. The transcript has 2 exons. Gene Ontology annotation, molecular function: protein binding; GTP binding. NCBI's taxonomy places the organism in Eukaryota, Fungi, Ascomycota, Eurotiomycetes, Chaetothyriales, Herpotrichiellaceae. Gene Ontology annotation, cellular component: cytoplasm; mitochondrion. The record is from RefSeq and is a predicted model, not a curated record.